AAAGAGAAUCAUCACACCAAAGCAGCAACAACAACAACAAAAAGAUUCAAGACAAUGAGAGUGAAAGCAACUUUGAUUAACUUCAAAUCAAAGCUUUCCAAAUCAUGCAACAGAUUUGUCUCUCUCUUCCGCUUCAGAGUUAAGAGAUCUCUCUUUAUCAGACCUCUUCGUCGUGCUCGUCAUGCCAAUGUCAAACCUAGACAUCAUCAUCGUCAUCCCAAGAAGCCAAUCUGUUCCUCUUCCUCUUUGCUGUCUUGUCUCUGUUUGUUCAGCAAAAACAAAGACUCAGAGAUGAGCCAAAACAAACCUAGAAGUUCCUCUUUUAGUGUGAAGGAUGAUGAUUCUUUGAAGUAUAUGCAUUCCCCUCUUACACCAGCAGCAGCCAAGAAGCUGUUCACUUCACCCAUCACGACGCCUGUUUCUGCAAAGCGGACCAAGAAAUCACUAGGCACAAGAGAUACAUUCGAAGACAAUGCAGUGGAAGACGCUUGCAGGAGCUUUGAAAACUAUCUGAUUCAACUGAUUGUUGAAGAAGGGAAAAUGGAUGACUUGAUGGACAUAGAGGAGCUUCUGUCCUCUUGGAAAAAUCUUAAGAGCCCUGUCUUCAUUGAACUUGUCUCCAGAUUCUAUGGAGAGCUCUGCAGAGACCUGUUUUCAGGUGAAUGACCUGAUCCAAAAAUGAUCAAAACAAAAAACUUUUUUUUUUAUCUUUCUUUGGUAAUCAUUGAAAACACCAUUU
Messenger RNA from Brassica rapa (field mustard), 739 nucleotides. Its product is annotated as transcription repressor OFP17. The record is from RefSeq and is a predicted model, not a curated record. Gene Ontology annotation, biological process: negative regulation of DNA-templated transcription. Lineage: Eukaryota; Viridiplantae; Streptophyta; Magnoliopsida; Brassicales; Brassicaceae.